AUGCGGAACCCCGCCAACGCGAUCAUCUGCAAAUCCCAUAUCAACCGCCUGCGCAAGAAACGCCAAGUCAAGGCUAAGUUGAGCGCGCCACUGGAGCAAGUCUUCGUACGCGUCAAGCCCGAAUCGAAACUAGACAAAGUUCGCCAAGACCUUGCCGACGCUAUCAGCCGCGUCAAACGAAUCAAUCGCCACUUCGACGACGUUCUUAUCAAGGAGUUCGCGUCCACAGACCGACGGCAAAUUUCUAAUACCCGUUCCCUGCUGCAAACGCUCAACGUGCACCUUCACGAUUGCUCCAAUCUCGUCGACAAAAUCCUCUUAAAGGAUGUUAAAUUCUACCUUGAAGAGAAGAACCUGCCACUUAUCACAUCUCGUGGCUACAAUCUCCUCACGUAUCUCAAAAUCAAAGACGUCGCUGAGGUUGUCGAAGGCACCACGCCUCCAACUCAUGCCGACUAUUACGCCAAGAAUCGCCUUGACCGAGCGAUUAUCCUCUCUGACCUUGACGAUGUCCACGUCCGCAUGGUCUUCAAAAUCCGUCACGCUGGAGCGAUGUUAUCACGACUUCGUGAACGCUACGGUAACAAGUCCUUUAUGGGCGAAGCGCACCUUUUCCAAGCACUGUUAAACCUCCGCAUCGGUCAGAACGAAUCUGCUCGCAAGUACUGCGACCGAUUCAAGAUGCAUAUGACGAUGUAA
Molecule: messenger RNA, 699 nt
Organism: Aphanomyces invadans
Lineage: Eukaryota; Oomycota; Saprolegniomycetes; Saprolegniales; Verrucalvaceae
Exons: 2
Coding region: 1-699 (232 amino acids)
Source: RefSeq, a predicted model, not a curated record